Molecule: messenger RNA, 4038 nt
Organism: Fusarium vanettenii 77-13-4
Lineage: Eukaryota; Fungi; Ascomycota; Sordariomycetes; Hypocreales; Nectriaceae
Exons: 5
Coding region: 1-4038 (1345 amino acids)
Molecular function (GO): protein binding; pseudouridylate synthase activity
Source: RefSeq, a predicted model, not a curated record
AUGAGCGCGGCCGCGUCACUGGCUGGCGUACGAGAGCUACUCAAGGUCACGGAUGAAGUUGCCGACGCUGUUGCCAGCAACAAGCCUGUUGUUGCUCUCGAGUCAACCAUUUACACCCACGGAGCGUUGGGCAAUGACCUGGCCCGUGAGCAUUCGGAGCUCGUCCGCAGCCAUGGAGGUAUCCCGGCUAUUAUUGCCAUUGUUGAUGGAGUGCCCAAAGUCGGUGCCUCUCCAGAGGAGGUUGUUCAGAUGAUUGAGAGUGGAGGUGCUGUCAAGGCGUCUAGAAGGGAUAUCGCCUACCUCACGGGAAUGGGACUUACAGGACGUAAGAUUCAUGGAGGAACUACCAUUGCCGGAACGAUGCUGCUAGCAAGGCUCGCUGGUAUCCGAGUCUUUGGCACCGGUGGUCUGGGUGGUGUCCAUCGUGGUGGACAGGACUCGAUGGAUAUCUCUGCUGAUCUCACUGAGCUGGGCCGAACCCGGGUUGCCGUUAUUAGCAGUGGCUGCAAGGGUUUCCUCGACAUCCCUCGGACUCUCGAGUUCCUUGAGACUCAGGGUGCCUAUGUGUCUACCUUUGCCGACGGUAGGUCUGGCAAUAUUGACUUUCCCGCAUUCUGGGCCCGUGAUAGCGGUGUCAAGAGUCCUUCUGUUGUCUACACCGAGAAGGAGGCUGCUGCCAUCAUCCUGGCCCAGGAGAAGCUCGGCAUCGAGUCGGGUCUGCUCUUUGCGAACCCGAUCCCCGAGAAGUUUGGCAUCCCGGCCCCCAAGAUGCAGGACUACAUCGAGCAGGCUGUCAGGGAGGCCAACGAGAAGGGCUUCACUGGAAGCGCCAACACGCCGUACAUCCUGGGCAGGCUGAAGCAGCUCACGGGGGAGAAGGCGGUCAUCGCCAACAAGGAACUAGUGAUAUCCAACAUCACCCGAGCCACCAACGUCGCAGUCGAGCUGUCGAAGCUCAUGUCUCCCGGGUCCGAGCCCGUGAAGACUUUUAGUAGCAAUGCAACACCUGCUGCUCUACCUGCUGCUCCCUCUCAGCCCCAGGAACCUGAUGUCGCUGCGGAUAGCAAGGCCGAUAUCCUUGUCGCUGGGUCCGUAGCCAUUGACCUGAGCUGUGACUACUCCGCUCCCAAGUCAGGCGGUAGCUCGCCUGUCCUCCAAACCUCGAAUCCAUCCAGCAUCAGCCAGUCCAUCGGAGGAGUCGGGCAUAACGUCGCACUUGCUGCACACUCCGUGAGCAGGCAUGCACGAGUUAGACUAUGCAGCAUGAUUGGUGACGACGUCGCUGGAAAGACUGUCCUGAACGGACUCAAGGCCUCGGGUUUGGACACAACCUACAUCCGACAGCUUGGGCACGAGUAUCACGGUUCUAACAGGACAGCCCAAUACGUUGCCGUCAACGAUGCCAACAAGAACCUAGUCAUGGCCAUGGCCGACAUGGGCAUCUUUACACAUCACUCGUUCCCGGAAUAUUGGAAAUCGGCCGUCCGAGGUACCAAGCCCAAGUGGUUGGUGGUCGAUGGCAACUGGAGUGAAAAGGACAUCCGGGCUUGGCUAAAGGCGGGUCAAGAUCAAGGCUGCAAGAUCGCUUUCGAGCCCGUAUCGACAGCCAAGUCGAUGAACCUCUUCUGCCCCCAGAAGGGCCACCCGAAGCUUCGAGUCUUCCCAAAGCCCACCGUUGAUAUUGCAUCACCAAACAACUAUGAGUUGAAGGCCAUGUAUGAGGCGGCUCGUGACAAUGGCUACUUUGACUCUCCUGAGUGGUUCGAUGUUAUUGAUGCUUUUGGAAUGAGGGGAGCUCGGGAUCGCUUCGUCAGAGCUACCUCGGCAGAGCUGACUGAUGCAGGAGUCCCUGUUCAGUCUGUUCAACUCCUCCCCUACAUCCCAACUAUCGUGACAAAACUUGGACCUCAGGGUGUUCUUCUGACCACUAUACUUGGCCGUGAUGACCCUCGGCUGAGGGACCCCGACUCUGAAGAGUACAUUCUUGCUCGAGCGACAAGCGAUCACCCAACCGUUGGCGGUCUAUACAUGAGGCAGUUUUCAGCCGCUGAGAGGGUCAAGAAGAUCGUGUCCGUCAAUGGAGUUGGUGACACGUUCUUUGGCGUUUUGAUUUCUGGUUUGGCUCAGGGCGGCAAGGUUGAGAAUCUGAUUGAUGUAGCCCAGGCGGGAUCUGUUCUCACACUGAAGUCUACUGAGUCUGUGAGACCCUCUAAAAAAAUUCCACGCCCGUCGACAUUUCGCCCAAGCCAGAACCUACAGACUUCCCACCCGUCGCGAGACUCAGCAGCAACAAUGGCGCCGCCGCAAGACGAAGACAUGCAGGACCUCACAUCCUCCGAGAGCGAGGCUCAUUUCGACUCGGAAGAUGAGGUCCCAAAGCAAAAACCCACCGUCGCCCUCUACGACAAGGACUCGGACGAGGAGGAGCUGGAGCGAUUGGUCCUGGGCAACAAGGCGAGCUUCCGGGCGCAAUUGUUCAAGGACGACUGGCUUUUUGACUCCAGCAAGGAUACAGAGGGCAAAGAGCUUGAGCUUAUGGGGCAGGACACUGCUGGACUGGAGGAUAUCGACGAUGCGGAUCUUUUCAUGCUCGACACAGGCUCUGGGGCUGCAGGCGCUGAAGUCACCAAGUCUACGAAGCCCACAGACGGCAAUGCCCCCGCCUGGGAAGACAGCGACGACGAACGAUUGGUCAUCUCUCUCGCCGGAGCCACGCGCCUACGAAAGCUGCGAUUAACAGAGGCCGAGGACCUCGUCAGCGGAACCGAGUACAGCAGAAGAUUGCGACAGCAGUACCUCCGACUGAACCCAGCGCCGGCAUGGGCUCGCGAAGCAGACGGACGGCCUAGCAAGAGGAGGCGACGAUCUUCUGCCGCUUCCGACUCUUCAGAUGCCGAUAGCGAUUCCGACUCUGAGAUUUCUGCCCAGCCCCUCGAGAAGUUCCUCCGCGACGUCAACCGCCUGGCUGGAGCUGGAUCGACAAAGAAGCGACGACUACGACCCGAGGUUAUCGACAUCCAGAGAACGAGAGAGAUUCCAGACCAGCACAAGGCCCCUGUUACCAGCCUAUCCUUUCACCCCGAGUACCCAGUCCUCCUGUCGUCAAGCACAGCAUCUGUUCUGUACCUUCACCACAUCGCACCCUCCGCCCACCCUACGCCUAAUCCUCAGUUGAUGUCAGUGCAAGCCAAGCAGGUCGACGUGCGAAGGGCCGAGUUCAUGUAUCCCAAGGGCGACAAGGUGUUUUUCGCUGGACGACGGAAAUACUUUCACCACUGGGAUCUUCAGUCGGGCACGGUGCAAAAGACGACACAGAUUCUCGGACAUCGACUGGAGCACAAGACCAUGGAACGAUUCAAGCUCAGCCCUUGCGGUAGAUAUAUGGCGAUUGUGGCUUCUACCAAGAAGGGCGGCGGCAUCAUCAAUGUCAUCAGCACAACAUCCAUGCAGUGGAUCGCCGCUGCCAGACUCUCGAGUGUCAACGGCAUUGCUGAUUUUGCUUGGUGGAGCACCGGAGACGGAAUGACCAUCCUGGGCAAGGAUGGUCAGGUUGGCGAGUACAGCAUGGAGAGCCGUUCUUUCGUGGGUCUCUGGAAUGACGAGGGUUGUGUUGGAGGUAUCGUCCUGGCUCUCGGUGGCCAUCAAGGCCCAACUCAUCUGGGCGAGGAUCGCUGGGUUGCCAUCGGUUCCAACAGUGGCAUCACAAACAUCUACGACCGAGCCGAACUUGUCGUGCCCCAGGCAGAGGAGCUUACCAUCAAGGAGCGGCCGACACCCACUCGAGUCUUUGAGCAGCUCGUCACCCCCAUCACACACAUCGCCUUCUCCCCCGAUGGCCAGCUCAUGGCUUUCGGAAGCCAGCACAAGAAGGAUGCUCUACGACUUGUGCAUCUUCCAAGCUGCACAGUCUACCGUAACUGGCCUACGGAGCAGACACCUCUUGGUAGAAUUUCCGCAGUUGCUUUUGGGCGACAGAGUGAUUUGUUGGCGGUUGGUAACGACACGGGUAAAAUUCGAUUGUGGGAGAUUAGGAGUUAG